Molecule: messenger RNA, 2226 nt
Organism: Oryza brachyantha (malo sina)
Lineage: Eukaryota; Viridiplantae; Streptophyta; Magnoliopsida; Poales; Poaceae
Product: rho GTPase-activating protein 4-like
Exons: 5
Coding region: 605-2089 (494 amino acids)
Biological process (GO): signal transduction
Molecular function (GO): GTPase activator activity
Source: RefSeq, a predicted model, not a curated record
GAGAGACGACAUGGAGCGCACGCGUGAACGGGAAGCGAGGAGCAUGCCCAUCCAUGUGUGCAUGCAUGUUCAUGGCCAAAAAGAGGAGGAAGAGAUGAACAAAGCAGCAGCAGCAGCAGCAGCAGAGGGAUGAUGGUUUCAUCACACCCUGGCUCCUAACCCUCCCUUCAAUCCAACUCCACCUCCACAAAAAAAAGUUAAAUUCUUACCCAUUAUCCACCAAACAGUCCAAAGAUUUCAUCUUUUUCCAGUUAAAAGUCCCAUCUUUUUGGGGGACCAGAGAUCCCCCAUCCCAUUUUCUUGGCUUAAAAAUCCCUCCUUUUUUUGUGUUUGCCCAUUGCCAUUUCAUCGUGGAUUUGGACCACGCGCAACCAAUCCCAAUCUGCGGCGGGGAGAUUCUAAACUAGCAAUCCACCAAGAACUCCACUACGAGAAUCAUUUCUCUGCAUUUUGCCCCCCAUCACCACCCGAGAAAUCCCAAGAAACGCCUCCCGAUUCGCCGUCCCCCCCCCCCCCCCCCCCCCCCCCCUCUGAAUCGGCCCUACGCCGCCGCGCGCGCCAGAUCGCAGUUCGUGAUAAUAAUCGAGAGAAAAAGGAGGAAGCAAUGACGACGGAGGUGGCGCUCCUCCGGGGCCCGACCAACCUCGCUUCCCCCACAAGCCGCGCCUCCUCCUCCUCCUCCUCCCUCUCCCUCUCCCUCUCCCGCCGCUAUUUAGCCAAUGGAGACAGCGAUGUGCUCCCAAGAAGAAGCAGCCGGGAGAGCCCUACAGGACUCCGAGAGCGAGAGCGACGCGAGCAAGAGGGCGAAGGGUCAUUGGAGGAGGAGGAGGAGCGGUGGUCGUUCUUGGCGUUGCUGCUUGAGCUGCUGAGGAAGUCGCUGCUCCCGUGCAGGACGGAGGAGGGUGGCUGCGGCGGCGGCGGCGGCGAGUGUGGGAUGGAGAUAGGGUGGCCGACGGAUGUGCAGCAUGUGGCGCACGUCACCUUCGAUAGGUUCCAUGGAUUCCUGGGGCUCCCCGUCGAGUUCGAGCCCGAGGUUCCCCGCCGGGCUCCCAGUGCGAGUGCAAGUGUCUUUGGCGUUUCAACUGAGUCAAUGCAAUGUUCCUAUGAUUCUAGAGGAAGCAGUGUUCCAACGAUUCUCUUGAUGAUGCAAAGACGUCUUUAUGAACAAGGCGGUCUUCGGGCAGAAGGUAUUUUUCGCAUAAAUGCAGAGAAUAGCCAGGAGGAGAUUGUGAGAGAACAGUUAAAUAGUGGAAUUGUGCCAGAUGGCAUUGAUAUUCACUGUUUGUCAGGCCUAAUCAAAGCCUGGUUUAGGGAACUGCCAAGUGGGGUUCUGGAUUCAAUCCCACCUGAACAGGUGAUGCAAUGCCAAUCUGAAGAGGACUGUGCUCGAGUUGCCAAAUGCCUUCCACCAGCUGAAGCAGCUUUACUUGAGUGGGCAGUUAAUUUGAUGGCUGAUGUUGUCCAAGAAGAACAGAUAAACAAGAUGAAUGCUCGCAAUAUUGCUAUGGUCUUUGCACCAAAUAUGACUCAGAUGUCAGAUCCCUUGACUGCACUGAUGUAUGCGGUGCAAGUGAUGAAUUUUCUCAAGAUGCUAAUACAGAAGACCCUCAAGGGUAGACAAGAGUCCAAUCUGGAGGAUAAAUCUCUUCCCCACAAGGAUCCAUCAGAUGAAAGUGGGCAUCACAAACCCUGCCUCACGCUCGAGUCUCUCCUCCAGGAAGGAUCCACACGUUCAUCUUUCGUCCAAGAGGAGCCCAUUCUUAACAGUCCCGCACAUGAAAACGGCUACAAGCCAAUUGAAGCUAGUCCUGUCCAGAGAAAAACUGCAGCUUCCACCAUGCAGACAAGUGAAGUUCAGACAAUCACAGAAGGCUCCAGUAGUUGCUCCCAACCUUCUGCUGAUCCUUUAUGUGCUGAAGCUGUGAGCUCACUUCAACGAAAGGGCAGCCGUAGCCUGAAUAGUAGGAGGACAAGAAAGGGCAAAGGGCAGUCUGAAACAAGCGCCAUUCCCUCAGCUGAGAAAUCAAAAGGUGCGAGCAUUGUGAGCAGGAUAAACUCGAAGAUUGAACGGAUUGAAGCAUGGAGAUGAAACCAAUUGUUAUUGUUAUUGUUAUUGUUAUUGCCCCUAUUGUCAUGUAAUCUAUGACCCAAUGUUUCCUUAAGGUCGAGAUCGGCGUACGUGCACAUUUUUCAAUUUUGUCAUGUUUAAAAUUUAUUGUUGGAUCA